Messenger RNA from Arachis duranensis, 3516 nucleotides. Its product is annotated as probable LRR receptor-like serine/threonine-protein kinase At2g16250. Gene Ontology annotation, molecular function: protein kinase activity; receptor serine/threonine kinase binding; ATP binding. The record is from RefSeq and is a predicted model, not a curated record. Gene Ontology annotation, biological process: protein phosphorylation. The coding region runs from base 750 to 3116 and encodes 788 amino acids. NCBI's taxonomy places the organism in Eukaryota, Viridiplantae, Streptophyta, Magnoliopsida, Fabales, Fabaceae. The transcript has 4 exons.
GAGAGAGAGUUGAAAGGGUUAGCCGGAGUCAAACAGAAUCAAAACGCUGUCGCAUCAGUGUUACACUGACUCUCCUUUGCGCUCCUUCUGCAACUUCAAACUCAAUCUUGCAAUGCCCAACAUACAACAAGAACCCACCACCAUCAACUCUGAUUCAACAAAACCCCAUUUUUAGAAAUUGAAAAAGACUCUGUCUUUGUUAUUUUCUUCUUCAUCUCUCUUGUGGCAGAGCCUAACUGCUACUUUGGCUGUUUCAUAUUCUAUUCAACUUGUCAUUUUCUCUUUCUUAUUUUUCUUUCCGCCCUCUUUCUUUUUUUUUUCUUUUUAAUAUUUUUCAAUUAAAAAAUCGUUCUUUUGUUGGUGGGUUUCGUCAACCGAAGAAUCUGAAGCGUUGCGAGAGAGAGAGAGUUAUAGAAAAAUAUAGAACAGGUAGAUAGAGAAAUAGGGAGAGUGUCACACUCACACCAAAGUUUGAAGAUUCAACAGCCUUAUUUUGCGACUGAGGUAAGAGUUUUCAUAUCUUUCUGUUCUUUUCCUAUUGGAAAGUGGAAGUUCAGAUUUUUUCACAGAGAGAGAGAGAGAGAGGGAGAGAGAAAGAGAGAAUAAUAUAUUUUUUUUUUCUUUAAAAAGCCUUCUUUUUUCUCCCUUCUGAAUUGGCCUAUUGGGUAUCUGGAUCCUCCAUUUAUGGUUACAGAAUGCAUACAUGUCUGGAUCUUUUGGUCAGCGGUGAAUGAUAAUGAUAAUAAGACAUGGUGGAUCAGCGAAACAUAGUAUCGUUUAUUCCCUUGUUCUUGUUGUUGUGGUUGAAGCUGUUUCAUUUUGAGCUCACAUUGGAGCAGCAGGUUCAGCAACUGAGUUCACCAGCUGAAAGAGCAGCACUGCUUCAACUUCGGUCCUCGCUCGGAUUGAGGUCCAAGGAAUGGCCAAGAAAGGCUGAUCCUUGCUCAAACUGGAUUGGUGUAAGGUGCCAGAAUGGUAGAGUUGUUGGGAUCAACAUCUCUGGCUUUAGGAGAACCAGAAUUGGUCGGCGAAAUCCACAGUUUUCUGUAGAAGCCUUGGCCAAUUUGACCCUCUUGCAGUCCUUCAAUGCCUCCAAUUUCCGGCUUCCCGGUCCUAUCCCUGAUUGGUUUGGCCAGAAGCUCCAUUCACUUCGUGUGCUUGAUCUUCGGUCUUGCUUCAUUACCGGUGUUAUUCCCCCUGGUGUUGGGAAUUUAACCAACCUGACUAGCCUCUAUCUGUCUGAUAACAAUCUAACUGGUGUGCUUCCUAAUAGUCUUGGUCAACUCUCAGUACUUUCAGUUCUUGAUCUCUCCAAGAAUUUUAUUAAUGGAUCCUUGCCAACAUGGUUUGCAUCUCUUGGGAAUCUUUCUUCCCUUGACAUCUCGGCUAAUCAUCUAUCCGGCUCAAUUCCCCCUGGCAUUGGGACACUAUCUAAGUUGCAAUUCUUAGUGCUGAGACAGAACAAUUUCACUGGUGCUUUACCUGUAGAGCUAUGGUCUCUGCCACAACUGAGCUUCCUCGAUGUCUCCAGCAAUAACUUCACUGGCCAGCUUCCAAAUUCUAGUUCCAUUGCUAAUGCUACUGUUGGGCAGCUCAAUAUUUCCCAUAACAUGUUUUAUGGAGGCCUUACUACUAUCCUUAGAAGGUUUAGUUCUGUUGAUCUGUCAGGCAAUUAUUUUGAAGGCAAUGUUCUGGACUUCAUGGUUAAUGCAUCUAUAGGUAGGAAUUGCCUCCGAAAUGUGACAGGGCAGAGGACACUAGCAGAAUGUGCAUCAUUUUAUGCUGCAAGGGGCCUUGCUUUUGAUAAUUUUGGACGUCCGAAUUCAACAGGAGAUUCUGCAGGAAAGGCGUCCGGAAUGAGCAAUAAAACUAAAAUUUUAAUUGCAGCGAUCUCAGGUGGGGUUGGUUUAUUUGUGCUGCUGCUGUUACUCAUUCUGCUUCUGCUAUGCAUUCGUAAGAGGGGUAAUUCAAGUCAAAGGGGCAACGGCGUGGGUCCUGCUCCAGCUGGAGGCAGUCCUCCACAUCCCGGUGCUGGUUCAUCAAUAAAGUUCUCAAGUGUAGGAGAUUCAUUUAAAAGGAUUGACAUCCGAUCAACUCAGAAGGAUGCUUACUUGUCGGAAUUGGAUUUUUUCAAUAAGGUUUCUCAUCCGAGAUUUGUUCCCUUGUUGGGUCACUGCUUAGAGACUGAGAAUGAAAAGUUUCUCAUUUAUAAAGCUAUGCCAAAUGGGGACUUGUCGAGUUGCUUGCACUACAAAAAGACGGUGUCUGAAGAUGAUAAAUUGAAGUCACUGGACUGGAUAACAAGGUUAAAAAUUGCUACUGGAGCAGCAGAGGCCCUGGCUUAUCUACAUCAUGAAUGUAAUCCACCAAUUGUUCAUAGAGAUGUCCAAGCAAGCAGUAUACUUUUAGAAGAUAAAUACGAAGUUCGGUUAGGGAGUCUAAGUGAAGCAUGCCCUCAAGAUGGGGAUACUCAACAAAGCAAAAUUACCCGGUUGCUACGGUUGCCCCAGUCUUCUGAACAAGGCACAUCUGGUUCGUCAACAUCGGUUUGUGCCUAUGACGUGUAUUGUUUUGGGAAAGUUUUACUUGAGCUGGUGACUGGCAAGCUGGGAAUCAGUGCAGCCAGUGAUGCCGAAGCGAAGGAAUGGCUGGAGCAGAUUCUACCUUGCAUUACUAUUUAUGACAAGGAGCGUAUAACAAAAAUAGUGGAUCCAUCUCUUAUCGUUGAUGACGAGGAUUUAUUAGAGGAAGUGUGGGCAGUGGCCAUUGUUGCCAGGACUUGCCUAAAUCCUAAACCUUCAAGAAGACCCCAAAUGAGACAUGUUCUGAGGGCUUUAGAAAACCCUUUUAAAGUUGUAAGGGAAGAAAAUUCCAGUUCUGCUCGGCUUAGAUCAACUUCAUCGAGAGGCUCAUGGAACGCUACAUUGUUUGGUAGUUGGCGUCAGAGUUCAUCCGAUGUAGCAGUAAUUCCAGCAGCCUCUAGUACAAGAAUAGAAAGAGAGAGUAGUUUAAAGCAUUCGGGAACUACCGGCUCGGAGAUUAGCCUCCAAAAUGUUGGUGGUGAUAUGUCAUCCAUAUCUCCAGAACCAUCUGGAGUUGAAGGCCUGAAGUCUUGAAUAUUGGUGAUGAUAUAGCAGGCUUUCCAUUUGUGUUUCUGUUCACUAAUACCACUUGCUCUUAUUGAUUUUGAGCAUUGCAUUUGGUAUUGGAAGGUGCAUAUUGUAUAUUUCUAAGGUCAAAGUUGCAUUCAUAUCCCUUGAACUUUGUCACUUUUCAAAGGGGAUUGGGUUGUUUUUCAUUUUCAGUGGUUAUCAGAGUAAUUUGGUGGACAGAUAGAGAGAUAUGGAGAGCCAGAAGGAGGAUGAAUGCCAUGGUAGAUAAUGCAUAUUUUUAUUGCUUGUUUUGGAUAGAAACAAGCCACCAUUUUUCCCCUCCCACUUGUAAUUGAUUUUUGAUUUUUUUUUUAACCCAUUGUCUCUGUUCCUAUCUUAGAAUAUAAAUUCAUUUGUUAUCCAA